AUAGGCAUCAGAGAGGAGCUAACCGGGCUGCCCGGCUUCUCGUGGACCAGUAGCGGCCCUUAGUACCUUAAUCCUGGCCGCAGGGUUGACCAGGUUUGGGACACCAACUUCCAUGUCCGUCCUUUUGUUAUAAUAAGGCCAGCAGGACCCAGCGAUGUCUGCUCCGGGUCCCACUAACGUGGGUAGCUCCGUCAGCUACAAACAGAGCUCAGCGGCGAACGGUGGAGGAGCCCCCCGCUGUCAGAACGGUCCAGCACAGACUAUGUAUCCACCACCAACAGGCCACUAUGGAGCUCCACCUCAACAACAGAACUACCACAUCAACCCAGUCCAAUCCACUCCUGUUCAUGGCAAAGUCCCCAUUACGAACAAUACCCUGUCUCCUAACUACUACCACAACAACCAGCAGCAGCAGCAGCAUCUCCCUCAGCAGCAUGUAGCAAAUUCUUCUUACACUGCUCCAUGCUCUGCUUCUUCUUCACAGUCAUAUGCCUCCCUGCCGUCUUCAGCACCUCCACCUUCAAACACCCAGUACACACAACAUUCAUUCCAGCAGCGGCAUCCACCGUACACCACUCCAGCGUCCUACUAUGGACAGCAGUCCUACCAAGUUCCCCCUCCUCCUCUGCAUCAUCCUACAGUAGUUCCUGCACCAUCCAGUGGCUCAGAAACUCCUCUUCACCCCAUUGUUUCAUACCCAUCGUCACAAGGAAUCAGUCAGUAUGGCACCUUGAGUUCUUUACAAGGCACCUCCACACCCACAAUCAUUUCCAACCAAAUGGGUGCACCUCUACACCAAUACAACACCUCACAGCCAGCCCCCACCACACCAGUGCACCCUGGGUAUGGUGGCGGUCUACCUAGUCAGAUGGCACCACUCAUGAAUGGUCAAGGAAACCCAGUCCAGGCACCGUUGCAAAAACACUAUGACCAAAGCCACCAGACAUUGCAAAGCUACAACUCUUAUGGAGGAGUCGGUCACCACUCUGGUAGUGGAGAUGCAGAUCGAACCCCCUUAAGAACACCAUCCACUUCAGUUCAUUCUUCACCAGGUCACCACCAAGGCAUGCAGUAUGGUUAUGUGGGAAAUAAUGGAGCCAACUCUGCCUCUACCAUUGCCUCAGACCCAUCAGCAGCCCCCUCAACCUCCAGCUCUGACGAGGAUGAGGAUGAGGAUGAGGAUGAAGAAGCAGGUGGUGAUUCAACUUCUUCCUCCACUGGCAGUGCCUCUCCAGUGCCCAACAGCUAUGAUUCUCUAGAAGGUGGCAGCUAUCCAGAUGCCAUGCUGCCAUCUAAUAAUCUCACCAAUGAGGCCCAAGCCUAUUGUAACUAUGGUUACCCCAGCAUGCAGCAGGCUCCAGUCUCCUGCCCUGACUCAGCCUCCCCUAAUGCCAUGUAUGGACAGUCGAGCUACCAGCAGUUCUCGCAGCCUUUUCCAAACCUCUCCCAGCUGUCAGCAGCACUCGGGGGUCUGAGUGGGGUACCAGAGUUGGAGAUGGAGGCCCUAAGACCAGUUAAUCUGCUGCAGGAGAGGCUCCUGCUGCCCCGCAGACCUCUAGAGGCUCCUGAACCCAACAUCAGCGCCGACCUCAAAAAGGUCAACUGUAGUCCAGAGACUUUCAGGUGUACACUGACGAGUCUCCCACAGACCCAGGCUUUACUCAACAAAGCACGACUCCCCCUAGGACUUCUCCUGCAUCCCUUCAGGGACUUACAGCAGCUACCAGUGAUCACGUCAAACACAAUCGUACGUUGCCGCUUCUGUCGCACUUACAUCAACCCUUUCGUGACCUUCCUGGACCAGCGCAGGUGGAAGUGUAACCUCUGUUACAGGGUCAAUGAUGUCCCAGAUGAGUUUAUGUACAAUCCAGUCACCAGGUCGUACGGUGAGCCACACAAAAGACCAGAGGUUCAGAACUCCACUGUGGAGUUCAUCGCCUCCUCAGACUACAUGUUGAGACCCCCUCAGCCUGCAGUCUACCUGUUUGUCCUUGAUGUGUCCCAUAACGCUGUGGAAACUGGUUACCUGAAGUACUUCUGUGAAUCACUUCUUGAGAACCUGGAUAAAUUACCAGGGGAUAUGCACACCAGGGUGGGAUUCCUCACCUUCGACAGCACCAUCCACUUUUACAACCUGCAGCACGGACUCUCUCAGCCUCAGAUGCUGGUGGUGUCUGACCUAGAUGAUGUUUUCAUCCCGUCUCAUGACAGCCUGAUGGUGAAAUUGAAAGAGAGCAGAGAGCUGGUGAAGGACCUUCUGACCUCACUGCCGGCCAUGGUCAGUCAGACCAGGGAGACUCACAGUGCCCUCGGCCCAGCUUUACAGGCCGCCUUUAAACUCAUGUCUCCCACCGGAGGUCGCAUCUCAGUUUUCCAGACACAGCUCCCUUCACUGGGCGCUGGUCUGCUGCAGUCGAGGGAAGACCCCAACCAGCGCUCCAGCAGUAAGGGAGUCCAGCACCUCGGCCCUGCUACAGACUUCUAUAAGAAACUGGCCCUGGACUGCUCAGGGCAACAGAUCGGAGUGGAUCUUUUCCUACUCAGCUCCCAGUAUGCUGACCUUGCCUCAUUAGCUUGUAUCUCCAAGUACUCAGCGGGCAGCGUCUUCUACUUCCCCUCGUUUCAUCACAUCCACAACCCUACACAGCUGGAAAAGUUUCAGAGGGAUCUCGAGCGCUACCUCACCAGGAAGAUUGGCUUUGAGGCGGUCAUGAGAAUACGAUGCACUAAAGGUUUAUCCAUCCACACAUUCCACGGCAACUUCUUUGUGCGCUCCACCGACCUUCUGUCCCUGGCUAAUGUGAACCCUGAUUCGGCCUUCGCUGUUCAGAUGUCAAUUGAGGACUCUUUGGCCGAUUCGUCUCUUGCCUGUUUCCAGGCGGCCCUGCUCUACACCUCCAGUAAAGGAAAAAGGAGAAUCCGCGUUCACACUCUGUGUCUGCCUGUGGUCAAUCAGCUGAGUGAUAUUUAUGCCGGUGCUGACGUCCAAGCCAUCACUUGUCUGUUAGCCAACAUGGCCAUCGACCGGUCGAUAUCGUCCAGUCUUUCGGACGCUCGAGAUGCCCUGGUCAACGCUGUGGUGGAUUUUGCAAACUCUUAUAAGAGCAACGUGUCGAACCUGCAGCAGUCUGGCCUCGUCCUCCCUGCCUCCAUGCGCCUCUUCCCUCUUUACAUCCUGGCUCUGCUCAAACAGAAAUCUCUGCGGACAGGAACCAGCACUCGCCUGGACGAGCGUGUUUUUGCCAUGUGUGAUUUUAAGACGCAGCCACUUCAGCAGCUGAUGAGAAUGGUUCAUCCUGACCUCUACAGGUUGGAUGACAUGUCAGACCAGGGGGCACUCCAUCUUAACAACACAGUGGUACCACAGCCUCACCUGCUUCACCUGGCCGCAGAGAGACUGAGCAGAGACGGAGCUUUCCUCAUGGACUGUGGCACAACGUUUUACCUGUUUAUCGGCAAAUGCUGCAGUGAGAUGUUCAUUCAAGAUGUCCUGGGGUACCCCAACUUCACAUCAAUACCAGCCAAUAUGAGUUACAUUCCUGAGCUGGAGACUCUUCUGUCCGAGAGAGUGCGAGCGUUUGUCGACUGGCUGCAGGACAACCGAGCGUUCAGCUCCUCAAUUCACGUUGUCAAGGAUGAUGCUUCGUCCAAAACCACUUUUUUUCAGCACUUGUUGGAGGAUCAAUCGGAGUCUGCUUCGUCCUACCAAGAAUUCCUGAAACACAUUCAACGCCAAAUGUCCUAGUAGAGAGAAACGCUGACCCACACAGACGGGACGUGACAACAACAGGCUGCGGCCUCGUAGAAUUGAAAAGUAGGCCUUGUCAGUGACAGGACAGGACAGGACAGCUGUUGUGGGUUUAAAUCCACCUCCUGUUUUUAAACACGCUCUGAAACAAAGUGAUGCCCAAUGCUGUGAUUUUACAUUAGAAAGGGAUGAGAUGUGAAGAGUGAAAGAAAGCAAUUGAAGAAUGAAUGAAAAAACACGUAUUUGCUACAUGACACAUUGAAAAAAUGAAAACUUUUGAUCAGCGUCUCUGCGCUGUCUCCUUGUCAAGUAGACUUGUGAGGACUGAGGAGAAGAAGGUUGAGCCAAGAAGAUGCCACUUCAUUGUUGUUUUUAGUUGAACUUGUGUUUGUGAACCCAUCAUGUAGUCACCCUUGAUUUUAAACUUUUUUUUUUUUAUUCCCUUCUUCGCUCCCUGUGUUUGGUUUUGAAUACACUGGAGAACAGGACAUUCCUUCUGUUAAAUGGCACGUGCUCUGAAAUUAAGCAUGUCACUUUUUUUUUCUUGCUGCUAGACUGAAGUUAGAAGACAAACAGGGAAACAACUCAUGAACAAACCUCCCUUUUCCUUUUUCUGCUUUGUGAACUGAUUAUGUCCAGGUCAAUGUGUCAACAGUUUUAUUUUUGGAAUUUUUUUUUGUCUGUUUUCCCGGGCUCUAACUCUUGUUGCUCUUGACUUUGUAACUAUUGAAAAAAAAUAAAAAGAAUCUUUUAUGUCUGAUAAUUUAUGAACAAGCUUAUUAAAUAAAAUAAAAACCACAGUUUGCUUU
Molecule: messenger RNA, 4557 nt
Organism: Cynoglossus semilaevis (tongue sole)
Lineage: Eukaryota; Metazoa; Chordata; Actinopteri; Pleuronectiformes; Cynoglossidae
Gene: sec24b
Product: SEC24 homolog B, COPII coat complex component
Exons: 24
Coding region: 155-3745 (1196 amino acids)
Biological process (GO): endoplasmic reticulum to Golgi vesicle-mediated transport; intracellular protein transport; COPII-coated vesicle cargo loading
Cellular component (GO): COPII vesicle coat; endoplasmic reticulum exit site
Molecular function (GO): SNARE binding; zinc ion binding
Source: RefSeq, a predicted model, not a curated record